Molecule: messenger RNA, 1168 nt
Organism: Babjeviella inositovora NRRL Y-12698
Lineage: Eukaryota; Fungi; Ascomycota; Pichiomycetes; Serinales
Exons: 1
Coding region: 310-1125 (271 amino acids)
Source: RefSeq, a predicted model, not a curated record
UAUCGUCGCAGCUAACUCAUGGUUAGAAAAUAGAAAAACCAAUCAGUAUUCCCAAGAAGUUCCCCGUCUGGGAGUUUGAUCCCAGCCCAUUGCUAUAACUUUCCGAAGUCUCCCUUUAUUACAAAUUAGCUCGAGGUAUAGUUAGCUUGGAUAGCCAAGCAUAGGAUCUCCCCUUCAAGCAGAACACACAAAGCAUAUCUUUCAAUAUAAAAGGCCCCUAUCCGGAGUGGGAUUUAUACCACCUUCUGGGAGGUCGUUAACAUUCAACCUAAGGUCCUUGAUUUUCACUUGGCUCAUUUAUCCAUCACCAUGCCAACCGUCAAAUCGCUCAGCUUGUCUGAAUUUGAUUUUUCUGAAAUUCUUGAAAGUGAUUUUGUUUCCACCAUUGAUACCUCAGCAGAGGCUAUAUUCAAUGAUCCCAACUUGGAUACGGCGCAGCCCCGAAAUUCAAUCGUAGAGGAAGGGAGACCACUUAACUUUGAUGAUGGGAUAUUCGGGUCUUUCCUCGCCACGGACGAAAGAUUCUUAGAUUUAGAUUUAAAUAUCUCCCCUUCCUCAUCGUUAAAGUAUUCAGAUUUUGCCGACCUUACACAAGACGUACAAAUUCCAGGCAGCACGCUCACCAACUUCGGAGAAAAUAUCUUAUUUUUCAAUCCUAAAUCGCUCACCAGCAGUACCCUCUCAAACGUUUUCGAUUUUACCAGUAAUGCAAUCGAUUUGAAACGUCUAGGGAUUAACAACCACUUACAAUCAUCUCCUCAGGAUGAUAGCUCUGGAAGUGGUGAAGGGUCAGAUGAGCCCAACGCAAGAGCCUGCAAUCCCUAUGCGAAACCAAAACAUUUGCGAGGCAUGGUUCUGGUGACCGAGGAAGAAAUCAAGCAAGAAGAGGAGCGUCGGCGCAACGAGGAGAGAUGGAAAUCCGAGAGACGAAAGAUUUACAACCGGAGGAAUAACUGCAGCAAGAAAAGAAAAAGAGCACUUGAAAAGAGAUUGACGGCGAAGAGCGCUCGCCAAGCUGUCACCCCCCUGCCUUCGAACAGUCGUAGCUCCCAGGAGUUGGAGUGGAGUAUUCCAUUCGUUCCCCAGCCUCACAGCUACAAUUCUUUACAUACAUUUUCCAACUAGGCCAUCUUUUAUAGUCUAUAUAAAGAAAUGAACACAAAGUCAG